Molecule: messenger RNA, 633 nt
Organism: Aspergillus niger
Lineage: Eukaryota; Fungi; Ascomycota; Eurotiomycetes; Eurotiales; Aspergillaceae
Exons: 3
Coding region: 1-633 (210 amino acids)
Biological process (GO): superoxide metabolic process
Cellular component (GO): mitochondrion
Molecular function (GO): metal ion binding; superoxide dismutase activity
Source: RefSeq, a predicted model, not a curated record
AUGGCUUCCAAAUACACCCUCCCAGAUCUACCCUACGACUACGAUGCCCUCGAACCCAUCAUCUCCAAACAAAUCAUGGAACUCCACCACAAAAAGCACCACCAGACCUAUGUAAACAACCUAAACGCCGCCCUCGCUUCUCAAGCCUCCGCUCUCGACAGCAACGACAUCACCCAGCUCAUCAGCAUCCAGCAGAAACUCAAGUUCAACGGCGGCGGCCACAUCAACCAUUCUCUGUUCUGGAAGAACUUGGCUCGCUACGACUCCCCGGCCACUAACCUGGAGAGAUCCGCCCCGAGCCUCAAAGACGCCAUCGAGAAGCAGUGGGGAUCAGUCAAAAACUUCACGGAUGCGUUUGAGGCGGUGCUGCUGGGCAUCCAAGGCAGCGGAUGGGGCUGGCUGGUGAGUUCGGGUAAGACGGGAUUCCUUGAGAUUGUCACCACGAAGGAUCAGGAUCCAGUGACGGGACCGAUUCCGGUGUUCGGAGUGGAUAUGUGGGAACAUGCUUAUUAUCUGCAGUACUUGAACAACAAAGCCUCCUACGUGCAGAACAUCUGGAAGGUGAUUAACUGGGAAGAAGCGGAGCAUCGGUAUCUGAAUGGUACGGAGGAACUGGGUUCGUUGAAGUUGUAG